AUGGGAUAUGUCCGUUCUUCUUUUGUCUCUCCGCCUAGCCCGUCAGUGGCCCUCGAAGCAGAGGAGACAGGCAUUCCUCAAGGAGCUUCCUCAAGGGAGUGGCUGGAUCAUGCCGCCCCACCGAUUCAGCUGCGCCGUAGACACAGGGUUGGAAGCCCUAUUGUUCUGAGCUUGGCAAUUUUGUUGGUGGCGACCGCCGUGGCCUACAUGGUCUUGCGCUGCGGGAAGCUCCUUACCAGGCUGUCUCCGCCUGAGCCGUUCUCCGCAAGGCUGCUUUCUUCCGAUGUAAUGCCCGCACAGGCAGCAGCAGCAGCGGCAGCAGCAGCAGCGGCAGCAGCAGCGGCGGCAGCGGCAGCAGCAGCCGCGAACGGGCCAGUUGUCUUCAGGGCGACGCAGGCCGAUCGUGCAGAUGAUGAGGAACUGUGCAGCCGAGUGAAGGGGUCAGUCAGCACUGCACUGUCUCACAUUUCACUGGCUGAUGAUGACGAAGGGGAAGACUUGGGAGGCCGAGGAAGCCUGAGUGAUCUCGGCCAACACAGCGCCCCUCCCGCGGAGGGCAGUGCGCACCGCGCAAGCUCUCUGCUGCAGGAAGUCCUGAGCAGGACGCACCGCUCUGAUGAAAGCCCCUCCAGUGGCCCCCGUGGCCUCGAUCUUCACCGGCAGCGCGGCAUCUCCAGCACAUUGUCGCAGAGCACUGCACACAUUGGUCCAAGUACAUCGCGCAGCACUUUCAGUCUCAACCGCCGCUCUCACCACGCUUCCCACGUCUCUCUCAUUUCGCAGAAACUUUUGACGCUUCGCAAGCCCAGCGGGGAGCCGGCCUAUUAUUCUUUCCCGUCUAUAAUUGACGCCGGAGCAAGGUCGGCUCUGAAGACUCUCAUGGACUUUUUGAAGGGCCUUCGCCAUCAUCGGGGGAAAAACUCUAAGACAAUUACUUUUACGCUAUCUGGCGUGAAUGUGGCCGUCGAUGUCAUGCAACCGAAAAGCAGUUUUGGGCGUAUUUGGCCUGACAAGGCCGCCUUGGGAGGCACUGGCGAAAGGCUGGAGCAGGCUCUCUGGAAGGCAGUGGGCGCAGUGUGGGCCAAAGGGGGCGAGCCACAUGUUGCUGCUGAGAUGUUCGAGGUUGUACAGCAGGGAUCUGGUUCGCAUUUGGGGAAAAUAGAGAUAACUAUCACAGCUUCCAACGCGGGUCGUCGGUCUUCUUUUGACACCGGGUCGCCUGUGUUGGAUCCGUCACGUGAGCAAGGAGCCGUUGGAGGCGCCUCUGCCGACUCAGGAUCAGGUGAAGCCCCACGCAGAGGAGCUCAUGCAUGGGGUGUGGCGGAGGGAUACCAAGCAAGUGGUGGCGCAGAGCUGCCCAACCAUCGUGAGGCACCUCGCGCCAGAUGGGGAAUCCGUCCCGUACAGGAAGUUGCAGAGCCAUUUGAUUUAGGGGCUCGCUCAUCUUUCCAAGGCCCCGAUCCAAGUCGCAGUGUUUCAUGGCAGAAUGACACCCGUGAGGGGGGUGUCUCGUCAGCGAAAGAUGGAGGUUCAGCAGGUAGCGGUGGAUUUUGGGCUUUUUCAAGUGGGCUACAAAGCGCAGCACCAGAAGCUCAUGACGGUAAAGCUUCGUCUAGUUCCACGAGUCACGCACUGCCAGAGAGCGAGCACAGCGAAGGGGGAAGUGGCCUUUCGGAAGGAGGACAGGAAGCUCGGGCUUCGCAUUCCAGAACCUGGUUCAGCAAGCUGAGGAUUCCGAAGUACCAUUUUCCUAGGGUUACAGAUGAGUCCGCACGACGUGGUCUUAUGAAACUCAUGAAGAAGGUCAUGGCCUUCUCCUUGCCAUCGUGGACGAUGCGCUCAGCCAGUGUUAGGUUCGACGUCGGCGGGAUAGCUGUGGAUGUCACUGCAAGAGAGCUUAUGCACGCCAACUGGGGUGGAAGGACGAUAAUUGAGCAGGCGGCCCCGAAAGUUGAAGACGCCUAUUUAAAGGCGGUAGACAGAGUGCGACGCAAGCUUCCAAGCUCAUCUGCUGCUACGGAGACCUGUAGCGCCCAGAAGCUGUUGAGCAAUGGCGUCGUUGCUGGGCAGAUAGUUUUCAUUGUAACAGCAACUUUUGUGCAGCAAGAUCCAGGCUCUGUCUUGCAGCUUGGGAGCGGAGGAGGGCAAAAAGACGAUUCUGAUGAUAAUGAAAAGCCGCAGCGCAGCAGAGGACACAAGAAGAAAAGAUCUUCAGGAAUGCGCAGUACAGUGUCUCAUGGUCACUUAGAUGAGGCAUCAAGUUCUGAUGAGUGGUGA
Molecule: messenger RNA, 2277 nt
Organism: Eimeria necatrix
Lineage: Eukaryota; Apicomplexa; Conoidasida; Eucoccidiorida; Eimeriidae
Exons: 14
Coding region: 1-2277 (758 amino acids)
Source: RefSeq, a predicted model, not a curated record